Drosophila eugracilis is the source of this 967-nucleotide messenger RNA. Its product is annotated as apolipoprotein D. Lineage: Eukaryota; Metazoa; Arthropoda; Insecta; Diptera; Drosophilidae. Gene Ontology annotation, molecular function: pigment binding. The transcript has 6 exons. The record is from RefSeq and is a predicted model, not a curated record.
UCAUCAAGCGUAUAAAAGAUACAAUGCAUCUGCAGUCGAACCUCAGUUCUAAGCCAGAAGUAGAACAGAAAUUAAGUUCAACGAAGAGCCGCUUUAUCAGCGAGUUAUAUUCCACAAUGAUUCAUCAGUCGAGUUCGCACUUGUGGCUGUCUAUCUUGAUGGUCGCGAGUGGAGUUUGCAUGAUAAGUGCCCAAGUUCCAUUUCCCGGCAAGUGUCCGGAUGUCAAGCUGCUAGACACCUUUGAUGCGGAGGCGUACAUGGGUGUCUGGUAUGAGUACUCCAAGUACCCCUUUGCCUUUGAAGUCGGUAAGAAAUGCAUCUACGCCAACUACAGUAUCAUUGACAAUAGCACUGUUUCUGUGGUCAAUGCGGCUAUCAACCGAUUCACUGGAACACCCUCGAAUGUAACUGGACAGGCCAAGGUUCUUGGACCUGGCCAACUGGCUGUGGCAUUCUAUCCAGGCCAGUCAUUAACGACGGCCAACUACAUUGUGCUGGGCACCGAUUAUGAAUCAUAUGCCGUAGUCUACAGCUGCACUAGUGUAACACCCUGGGCAAAUUUGAAAGUCGUUUGGAUCUUGACUCGUGAGCGUGAACCUUCAACGGAGACAGUUGAUAAGGCCAAGAGUGUCUUAGAUGAGAAUAAGAUAAACCAGGCCUUCCUCAUCGAUACCCUUCAGAAGAAGUGUCCCCAGUUGGAGGGAAAUGCCACUGAGCUAACCGGAGACGAUGACCUCGAUGUGGAUGACUUUGUGACCACUGUGGUGCCAAAUGCCAUCGAAAAGGCAUGAGAAUGGCUGCGACGCUUCUAUGAGCGUCUCUACGACAUAUUUAUGAAUUUCUUAAGUUACUAAGAGUUUGGUUUUUUCCAGUGUACAUAUGUAUUUCGAUCGAUAGUUAGAUGUUCAUUGAUGUUUAAAUUUUAACUAGUUGUUAUUUCGAGCAAUAAAACGAUUUAAUCGAUGAA